CAUUAUAUUGACCUUGAAAUUGUUGUGUACUUUGUCAGCAAUACAUACGAUAAAGGAAGAGUCGUUUUCAUUUUAUUAGUAGUUUGACUUUUGAAUUCUAUUGUUUGAAACAAAAAAAAAAAAAGAGUCAAAUUAUCACAAUAAAAUUUCAAAUCGCAAGAAUUGAUGGAUUAAAGGUGAACAAGUAUGAAAGAUUAAACAUGUCUCAUGGCUGGAGGCAGGGGCAACAACAAGCAAAAUUUAGACAGAAUACAUCAAUGGCUCUGUUGCCAUCAACUUUAUGCUUCUGUCAAGCCUGAACCUCCUUCCAGUGAAACGUUUAAAAAAUACCAGAGUAUAGAAAAGAACCGGAUUGUUACAAAAAGUCUGAAUGAUCUGCAAGAUAAUAUUUCGAGCAUAUUUACGGACUCUUUGUAUUGUGAUCUUAACAUAGUACAUGGACAUAAUAUAAUACGAACAAACCAAUGUAUUGUUAAAACAAGAGCUCCACACUUUUACAAGGUUCUCAAACCUUAUUUUGUAUACAUUAAGAAUCAUAUUGAUUGCAUCAUUGAUAAACUGGAAAUUUUUCAUCAUAUAGAAGGCUUUGUGAGGCAUUUAUACAGCAAUUCAAACUUCUCAAAAGAAGAAAAAUUGUUAGUAGAACAUAUUUUGAGUACUUAUACCUCAAAUCUUGUGAAUGCAUCUUCUGAUAAUAAAUUAGACGUCGAUAAAAGAUAUGUGGAUUAUACAACACCAGACUGUCAUUCAAAAAACAUUGAAAGUAUAAGAAAUGUAAGAGAAUAUGCUACUGUGGAUAUAAGUCCCACUGUAUCCGAUAUGGCUGAUUCUGGAUUAGAAACUGGUUCUGUGAGUCCACACGAAAAUACUACAUCUGAGAAUUCGAGUACUGAUUUUGAGGAAUUGCAAGUCACGGAAUAUGCUUCUGGAAAUGAUGAUCUGGAUAAAGUACGCACCAGGCGCGUGCACAACAAAGAUCAAAAAGUAGUUUUAAAAAAUGAACGCUAUGAUUUGACUAAUAAUUAUACAAGCACAUGCCAUAUGAAGAACCUGGUAGACUCAGGAUUAAUGGAAUGUGGUUCAAAUGAUAAUAGUGCAACAAGUUGUUCUUUUGAUGCAGAACAACCGCAAUUAGAUUCCUCUAGUUCAUCUACGGAUAAUCUUCAGAAAGCAAAGUCACAUACAGACGAAAUUUUUCAAUAUGAAAACCAAGUACUUAGCGAUCCGUUUUACGAGUCAGACUGUGGAAGUGAUGAAAAUGAAUCGUUUGAAUUUAUUAAUAUUGGUAAUGCGUCUUCUGUAAAUACCGAACAGAGUUGCGUAAAGGAAGAAUCUACGGAAAAAUUGGAAGACGAGAAAAUGUGUCAUUCCAGUUAUUCACAAGCUGAAAAUGCGCAAUCAGAAAAUGCAAAUCAUGAAGUAUCACACGAUACACUCAAUCAAAAAAGUUCCUGUAAUACAAGUAAUUAUUACUUUAUUGAUGCAUCGACCCUCAAUGAUGAAAUAGAAGUUCCAACUUCCAACGUAGUAAAAAGUAGAUUCGAUGAAAAACCACAUCCAUACGUUUCCUAUUCUUCUAAAUAUGUUGCAAGUACAUCUAAUGAUCUCACCGACGAACAAUAUUACAAAUUCACACCUCUUAAAACAAGCAAUUUGCAAACAGGACAUGAACGAAUAGCAGAAUUCGAAAAAGAAUUAAAACUUACAGAAUACUUAGAACCACUUACCGACACACGAAGAACAAAGAGAACUGAUUCUGUAUCUGAAGAUAAAGUAAAGGUUGAAACAAAUAAAGAAUCUCUAGCUGUAGAAAUUAAGGAAGCAGACAGUGGCGAAAGCGCGCAUCCCUCCCCUUGUCCUGACAAUAAUAAAAAUAUAAAUAACGAUCGGCACGUUAUAUCGCGAAUAAAUAAUGAUAACGACGCAAACGUGGCUAUAGACGAUAAAAAAGAAGCAGUUAAAGAGAGAGACGAUAAAGAUACAAAUAUAGCCGAUGAUACACGACGACCUUCCCUCAUCAGGAGGAAUACGUUUGAGCUGGACUCAAAUGACGAAAAGCUUUCAGUUUUACGGCAAGAAUAUGAACGACGACAAGGUAACUUGGUAUUUCAAAAUGCUAUACCUCAAUAUUCAGGACAUCGUGUCGAUGGCGAUUCAUGUUUUAAUCCACCGGACGAACCUUCAAUUCCGAUAAGUAACGUAUUAAAUAAGUUUCCAAUUGAUGUUCAAAUUCCGACUGGCAGCCAGUAUCAUACCAUGCCAUAUGUUCCAUUAGACAAUGCAAAAUAUGAAGAUAAUCAGACGCCACCAGAGAAUAAUAAUUCUUUGCAAAGUAACACCAGUAUAAUUUACCCGGUAACGAAAAGUGCUAGUGACGAGGUUGUCACGAAUUAUCAUUCUGAAUUGGACAACGAGUCGAGUAACUGUAGCAACAGUUUACCCGUUACAUUAAGUUGCAUUUUAGAAAAAGACAGUAGAACCGACACGAUAAAGAAAACCAAGUGUGACGAAACUAUGCCUAUAAUUUCCGGUGGUGUCAGCACUUCGGACUAUUCGAAACCUACUGAUAGUCCCACUGUGCGCCGAAAAACGGAAUCGACGCCAAUCGUUUCUGGUGGUUCUGUUAUUAUGAACGAACCCGAAAUGAAGGCGAGAUCCACAAGAAUGUCCUCGUCUAUGACUGCAUGGGUGGUUGAUAUGAGCGACUGCAACAAAAGCGAGUCCAAAUCGCCAAACAACUUUCACGCAGGAAUGUCUCAAAGUUUUUCAAAUUCGGAAUGCACGAAGAAAAUAGCGAGGAAACCAAAUGGCCAUGAAAAGCAUGGUAGUCUAGGAUUUUUUGUUAAUUUGAAAGAUAUGGAUUGUAAACCUGUUCCUCAGCAGCAGAAUUAUUCGAUAGAUAAGAAAGAACAAAAUGGAUGUAGUAAAUCUUAUUGCGAGUUUUACGUCGACAUGUCCGGUACAAGUAACGCGUCGAAAAAUAAAAAAACAGAAGUGGACGAAUCAACUGUUAAAUCGGAAAAAUUUAACGAGACCAACGAUAAGAAAAAUAUUUUCUCCAUGUUCAUUGAUUUAAGCGAUCCGCCUAAGAGCAGAGAAAAUAUCGUACCACCUUCACACAGGAGGAGCUUCUCUGCAUUCUCUGACAAACAAAUAGAAACGAAGUCUGAUGAUACUAAUUCAAGCGAGAAUAGUAUCACGACAAGAGAUGAUCAGUCAUCGAGUGAGCAGAAAUGCGUCAGAGAAAAGGCCAAACCAAGCGUCUUUAUGUAUAUAGAAUCUGACUCGCCGGUGGUAAGAAGAAGAACUUUGUCUUCAUCGCGGCCAGCGUUUAAGCGACAUUCUUGGAACGUUGAUAAAACGCAAAGCGUUAGCAACAAUGGACAUGUCGCGAAAGAAUUAAUGUUUAGAAAGGAACACAAACGUGCACACAGUCUGUCCGUAGAUCGGGGAGACUUAAAGAAGCUACGGGCAAAGCCUAGUUCUUCGAGUCACUCUUUAAGUGAGACAACAAAACCAGAGUCUGUGACUCAAAAAAAUUCAAAACAUCUUCAAGAAGGUAAUAAUGGGCCAAGUAACAUGGACACGUCUUCAGAAGAUGUUUUUGAGUUUGAUGUGAGAGAUACACCUCCGAACUCUCAUGUUGAAGUGAUCAACGAAGAACUACGUGUGAGUAUAAAAGAACAUGAAUACACGGAAUUAAAAGCUGAGAGGAUUACGGAAAAUCUCAAUGCCAAUGAUAUUAAAACGUACGACGAUGAAUAUUCAGAGACUUCAGCCUGGGAGAAAACCUGUACAGAGAGUACUGAGGGUCAAACGCGCAAAAGCGAGACGUUUGACAUCAGUAGUGGCAGCGGUCCAUCUCCUGACAGCGAUAACCACGACUAUGAAUUAUCAGAACUUUUGAACGGAGAAGUGCCAAACAUAAGUCGACCACAAGUGGUUCCUGCUGUAGGUAGUAAAAUAUCAGAAACGCAUAAGUCUUUGAAUGAAACGAUCAAGAAAAUUGAAAGCGAACUGGAGAGUUCAGAUUAUGCGAAGUCAGAAACAGCCUACGAUAACCACGGUGUAACAUCCAAAAAGAAUGAAAGAACCGCAGCACACAGUACGAAAACUACAAAUUCCAACUUCGUUCGAUUGUCUGACUUGGAUAAAACACCCGUAGUUUCUCAUUCUUCGGACAUGUUGACUGUAAAAGAAGAUAGAAACACCUAUCGUAUGUGCAAUAGUAUUCCAGAAACGUCCUGGAUUGAGAGCAAACUAGUAAUGUCUAGAACUAAUGGAUCCGUUAGACCACUUCCUAGAAAAUUCUCUUCGAUCAUGAGUACUUCACUUCCAUCUAAACAGAAGUCUCCCCUUGAAGAUCUAACAGGAGAAUAUGAUGGAGAAGGUAUUAUAUCAGAAUCUGAUCUAAGCAGUAUGCAGAGUAGCAUGGGUCGUUCUGGUGCUGAAGGAAGCACAGAGGAAACUGAAACAUCUAGCUUGGCGGGAAGUAGACCGUACAAUAGAUUGGGAGAAGAUUUGUUAAGAAUGUUCUUAGAAGAAAUCAAUCCAGAUGUUACAAUUGACGUAGCUGGACGUCGUAUAAGGGCUCACAAAUGUAUAUUGAGUUCUAGGUGUCAAUAUUUUGCAGCGAUUCUCAGCGGUGGAUGGAUUGAGAGCGUAGGAAAUGUCAUUUCUUUGCAAGGAUAUUCUUACGAUGCGGUGCAUUUUGCAUUACGUCACAUAUACAGCGGAGAAAGUAACAUACCAGAUUCCAUAAGUAUUGUUGAAUUAGCUACAUUAGCUGAUAUGUUAUGCUUGGAAGGUCUUAAAGAGAUUAUUGGAUAUACGCUUAAAGUUAAAUAUUGUCAUCUAUUUCAUAAGCCUUGUCAAAUAUGUGCCGUUGGUGUAUUGGAAUGCAUGCCCUUGGCAGCAGCCUAUGGUCUCGACGAAGUGUAUCGAAAAUCUCUUCGUUGGGUUACGAGACAUUUCGUGCGAAUAUGGCCGUGCAAAGCAUUUGCGACGCUUCCCAAAGAGCUCAUGGCAAAAUGUUACCAUCAACAUAUUGUACAUAUGUCAACGGACAACGUGCUCCAAACUAUGAUGGAUUGUGAUAAGCUUCUUGCAACUUUGCCAAAUGUUCGUUGGGCUGAACCAGUAUUUAGAAUGGUUUCAAACUUGUUAGAAACGUCAGUGACGUUUUUAUCGGAUAAUUUCUCAGGAGUUUUGGGAAACGAGAACUUCCAAUCUCUUGGUCGAGAAUUGACAUGGAAUAUCAGUCGAUUGGAGGAUAAUUUCUUAGCAGCUGCCGAACGUUUGCCCCCCGAACAAGCGUGUAAAAGUUAUUCGAAAUUGCAUAAAAUGUUAACCUCGGCACAACAAGAUGAAGCUCAGGACAAAAUUAAAUGGGGUCCUUUGUUUGUUGAUUUCUUGAAAAAAAUUCAAAGUCGAGUAGAGAAAUGUUUGGUUAGGGAUGCAGCGCGAGCUGCUAGGACUACUACAUGGUUGAAAAUGGACUUAGAACUUCGGCGUAGAAUUCAAGAGUUAGCCUGUCUUGUAAUUUUACCUCAUGAAACGGCGAAACGUCAGUCAAGGCACUCUAACUUCAUUAAAGAACCUAGGCCAGCAUCAAGUCGCUCAACGAUCACUAACAGAAGCUUGGAUUUGAAGCGCGUAAAAAUGGCUAUAUCUGAACAUAAUCAUAAAACUCUAAAACAAAUGGCAGUAACUCAGCAGCAGCAGCAGCAACAGCAGCAGCAGCAACAACAGCAGCAACAGCAACAACAACAACAACAACAACAAUCGCAACAACAACAACAACAACAGCCGAAGAAAGUUUUUAACAAACCAAAAAGCGACCCAUUAGAACGUAAAAUGCAGAACGAUAAACAAACCACUACAGAUACAACAAGUAGUAGGCCAAAAUCAUGGCCUAAUAAAUUAGAGGUAAAAUCGAGAUAUUUGGAACCUCGGAACAAGUCUGUUCCGAAAGAAACUACGCAAUCAGUAAAUCAAGAAAAAGGCAUGGUACUGCAACGACGAAAAAUAAUGAUUUCAUCUUCAGAUUCAUCUCGCACAUCCAGUCCGGCAAUGAAACGGGCUACCGAUAAAAAACCAUUGGCCAAGAUAAAAUUACCUAUAAAGAAAGAUGUAAAAGCUCUUUCUUCGGAUAGUUUAACAGAAUCAAAUGCCAGUAGAACAAAUGCUAAAAGCGAUUCGAUCAGUAAAAGUUGCGGUAUCACGCGUCCAGAGUCUCCGUCUUUUAAGCAAAAAAGUACGGAGAUAGGCUUAUCUGUAGAUUCUUUGGCAGAAUCGAAAAACAAGCCAACAACUGUAAAGAAGAAGGUUACUAAAAUGGAUACUUCGAUGUCCACGGAUAGCCUUAUGACUGAAAUAACAACAACGCCCAAAUCAAACACUUCAAAUAAACUUUCACCGACUUUAGGGAAAACAAUAAAUAAAGCACAAUCUUAUGAUAAAGGAGCAAAGAAGAAUUCACCACCGAUGCAGCAAAGAAGUCCACUUACUGCGACAAGAAGACCACGGAGAUCGUUAGAGAAUUCGACCGCAGCUAGUAGAAGCCGAGCAGCUGCUAUUAGCGCUUAUCAUUUACGAAGAAAUCUUCUAGAUGCUGCGAAAACACCAGAUAUCCCAAGUAAGUCAUUAAAUAAUGUAUCGCAUAAAUCGGUAAAUAUGCGGCCGAUUAUACAAUCGACGGUUAAUCAUCCUAAUGUAAUGAGAGAAAAGAAAGAAGGAAUGUCGACUCAACAAGGCUCCGAGAGCCCUAGCAAAAGAUCUUCCCCCAAAUCAUGUGGCACUAGUAAGAUAAAUAAACCUAUGGUUACUAAUAAAAGGACACCUACUACAAAGACCACUUCUGACGAGAAAGUUAAAAAUAAGUGCCAUAAUGGGGAAGUUCCAAAACAAUUGACAGUAGGUUCUAGAUCGGGAACGUUUUUAAAAGAUGAACCUACGAUUCUUAAAAAAGCAGACAUUAAAUCUUCUCAAAUUAACACUUAAAUCCAUGAAUUGGUUGCUAUGUAAGUUUUUGUACGUACAUAGCGCCAUUAGUUUAAUGAUUAUACAUAUAAAACUAUCUUUAACCGCAAACGUGAUAACUCCAACCGCGAAAUCAUAUUAUGUGUAAAAAAAAACCUAGAGUUAUAAAUAAUUUUAAUUUAAAGCAAGUUGCAGUUGACAUUAAUUAUUAAAGGAAAUAUAUUUAAAAUGCAUUUAUUAGGUAUAUAGAAAGUGCUAUGAUUUUGUUGUAAUGUUGAAAAAAUGAAAUAUGGCCCUAGGAAUAUGUAAGUUAAAAAUUAUUAUAUUUCAUUUUUUCGAUUAUCUUGAUCUCUGACAGUGUGGAAAUAUGAGUUUUAAAGAGGUUUUGAGUGUCUUUCAAGUUCAAUUAAAAUAUUAUGUAAUUAGAGGAUAUCAGAAAAAAAUAUCACUUUCAAUCAUAAAUGCAGCUAGCUUAAUAUCCCACCCAAUUUUCAACCAAUGUAUGCAUUAAUAUAUCAUAGUAUUACACACUGCAUAUUCAUAGAAUGUAGAUGUAUCAUGGCCAGUUUUAUGGUAUCUUUAGACAGACCUUUCUUUCUUCCACAUUAAAGAGCCAUAUUAUCCAAAAUUGUUUCGUAGAAAUAUUUACUAAUUUUACUAGUUGCAAUAUAUAAGUAAUUGUAAAGUAAUUAUUUCUUACCAUUUAAUGUUGCCAUCUUACAAACUAAUUCUUAUUGUAAGUAGAACUCCGUUUAUUCUCCAAUGAUCCUUAAUAAUGAAUUAUACGUAGUUAUUGUAUUUAUUUAUUAAAUUUAUAUCUCUAUUUUGCAAUGUACAUUUCUAUGCAAUCUUUGUAUCUAGUCAUUUAUAUAUUUUAAAUAUUUACUUUUAUGUAAUGUUAAUAAAUAACUCGAUAUAAU
Frieseomelitta varia is the source of this 7901-nucleotide messenger RNA. RefSeq lists its product as uncharacterized. NCBI's taxonomy places the organism in Eukaryota, Metazoa, Arthropoda, Insecta, Hymenoptera, Apidae. Gene Ontology annotation, molecular function: protein binding. The record is from RefSeq and is a predicted model, not a curated record. Bases 208 to 7002 code for a protein of 2264 amino acids. The transcript is spliced from 10 exons.